AUGAUCUCAGACAACGAUCUCUACCGACUCGCAAUUUUUUUCGGCACUUCAGCAAUGAUUCUCAUUGUUCUCUACCACUUCCUCGAAGUCAACGCUGCGAAAGAUCCGAUUGAAGCCGUAUCACGGUUACUGCGCCUUGUAAUUUUUUACGAGAAGGGAAUAUCCAGUUUGCAGCAAAGACUGCUCGGCGUUAAGGAGAACUCUUUGGACGAUCGAUUCCGCCUAUUCGGAAAGCAGAGUGUGGGCUCGAUACAACUAGACUAG
Messenger RNA from Fusarium subglutinans, 264 nucleotides. Its product is annotated as oligosaccaryltransferase. The record is from RefSeq and is a predicted model, not a curated record. Bases 1 to 264 code for a protein of 87 amino acids. The transcript has 2 exons. Gene Ontology annotation, cellular component: oligosaccharyltransferase complex. NCBI's taxonomy places the organism in Eukaryota, Fungi, Ascomycota, Sordariomycetes, Hypocreales, Nectriaceae.